Molecule: messenger RNA, 4175 nt
Organism: Maylandia zebra (zebra mbuna)
Lineage: Eukaryota; Metazoa; Chordata; Actinopteri; Cichliformes; Cichlidae
Gene: c25h12orf75
Product: chromosome 25 C12orf75 homolog
Source: RefSeq, a predicted model, not a curated record
GCCUCUCUCGCCAUGCUGUCACUUCACUCUGAGCUCUUCAUUGCUUCGCAUUAGGCAGGCGCAAGGGUUGAAGACAGGGGGGGAUACAACCAAUGGAGGUUUCUGCUAGGCAUUUCCUUUGACCUUCCCUCCCUUUGUGCCUCUGUCACCUCUCCUGCCCACUUUCCCCUCUUCUCCCAAUGUGUUGUACAUUCCCCUCCUGUCCUCCCCGUCCAUCCACUCAUUAAACGUGUCCGCUCAGCUUGGACGGUGGCUGCAUCGAUGCAAAAUGGGUUGUGGCAAUUCCUCAGCCACCAGCACCACAGGAGGGGGGCCAGCAGAAGCCUCCAAAGAUGUGACAGAAGAUCCCUCAGCAGAAGAUGAGAAAAGAAGGAACUAUGGUGGUGUGUAUGUAGGUUUGCCAGCAGACCUAACGACUGUGGCUGCCAGCCAGUCCAAAGCUACACGUAAAGACUAGCAACCAUUCAAGGAAACGCACAAGAGGAUCCUGCAUAUUAAUUUACGUACAAACAGUCACAUUACAAGCAAAGAGCAUGUAAGCCCUCUGAUUCUGCCCCACCACAGACUGAAUAAAGUCUCAGGCACUAGUACUCUACGAAGAUGUGGACGGCCUACAGGGGCUGGGGGGAUGUUCCCUCACAGAGUAAUGGGUGGCAAAGUGAAACAGAGGUGCACAUCAGAGGCCUGCAAGUGGAUUGUAUCAUCGCCCUUUACUUUGCAAAUACUAGGAAAGCACUCAAUCUGGGACUAGCAGCUAUGGACAGCGGCACCGGACUUAUCGACAGUCAUCUGGAUUUCUCGGUCAAUUCACUGGAAAUUUCUCUUUCUCAGGAGGAGACAGAUGAUCCAGCCAACUUACUAAAUAACUGGGUGGGGGCUGACACACUCCCAACAGCCCUCUGCAAUAAUAAUCACUGCUCAGUUAUUUCUCUAAAACGCCAUCAAUGAUUCAUUGUGUGGCAGGGAUAGAGUUAUAGAGAGACAGAGAUAAACCAGAGUUUCACACACACACACACACACACACACACACACACACACACACACACACACACACACACACACACACACACACACACACACAAAAGCAGCAAGCACAUUCCUGUUAAUGUAUAAUAAUGGAACAUCUCAGUGUUGUUGAAAAUAGUGCUGAUUGCAAUCAGGGUCCUGCUGCUGCAACAGAAAAGUCUGAAAUGACACUGAUUUUAACAAUGGCUCUAAAUGUUAAUAACAGCGAUGAGUCAAGUCGAGGGUUUCACAGAUGAUGUUCCUAAAUGUCCCGAGUGCAGCAGGCAGGUCGUACCUGAUGUUAUCACUUAUCUUGGCCCCAGACUGAUUAUGUAACCACAACAUAUGAGUCAUGAUACUUAGAGGAGCUCUCCCCGUCCACCCGUCUCUCUCUCUCUCUUUGCGUCCUUCUCAAUUGUCUGCAGGAUUGUAUUUUCCUGUUCCCCCUGUUUAUACUGCCUUUGGCUCAUUCACAUAAUUCUUAUAAUAAUUUCGCUCCAGAUGUAGAACUGACACAGUUUCUUCAAAUCUCACAACAUCCAUGUAUGUUACACUCAACUGAAAAAAGAGAAAAAAAACACGUCUUAAUAUUUCAUAUUCAUUUGCAAAAAAAAAAAAAAAAUAACAAAAAAAUGUGAAGAAUAGAGACAGCCGCCCAAAAAAGUGAAUUCUUUUCUCUUUUGUGAAACUGCCGUUGUAGCAACUCCAUUGAAUUUAUUAUAAUUCUCCUUUAUACUGUAUAAGCAUAGUUGUUUUAUGUUUGUUUGCUUUUUGUUAUCUUUAUAUGAAAUGUGUUAUUAUGUAUUUUUUUAGACUGUCAACAAGUCCUAAUGGAAAAAAAAAUGAAAUCAAAGAUUCUUGUGUCUAACUUAGGCUUUGCUCAGUCCACUCUAAGGUUGAGAUAAACUCUGCGACCCUGUUCACACUUAAUGCUAAAAUGCUUCUCAGGCGAUUGGAUCAAGAUUGGACUACAGAGACACGUUGCUGUUUUAUAUCUGCGAAUCUGUGACAAUCAUGUGUCUCCAGCUGUCUUUGCUACUGUUGAACACAGAUGUUUCAUUCCCACUCAAGUGCCAGAUUUACUUUAGGUCAGCAAAGAGAACAAGAACUAAUAUUUGUGUACGAGUUAUUCCGGCUAUUGAUAUUGUAAUUUGUGAGACAAAAUGAAGGAAAUGUUCUGUCUGCAACAAGGACAAUGCUUCAUAACAAUUUUCCAGGUUGUUUCUUGUUUUAGGCAAUUCAGAAAAUGAAAGCAUUGACCUUACAAUAAAUAUGUGGCUCAAACCAACACAGAAAGCGCUUUGAGUAAGUGGAUCAGAUUGCAUGAUAUUGAUUGUUCUUUAUCUUUUGCACUGUCCGUGUGUAAUUUGAUCGCAGAAGGUGCAAUUUAUAAUCAAGUGUAGGCAGGGUCUAUGUGUUUCUCCACCAUAUUGUUAAGAGAUUUCUUUUUAAAGAACUUGGGCAUUGCAGGAACAAAUGAAUUCUAAUAGAUGGUGUAUUAGUAGAUCAAUUCGUUGUUGGGAUCGGUCCAUUUGUGAAGUUUGUUGACCUCGAGAAAAAAAUACACAAUAUAAUCAGCCUUAUACUUUAACAGUAAAACCUCAUCAAGCACUACGAUGUUCCCAGAAAAGAAAAAACACAUUACAGCUGGUCGAGCAUUAAGGUCUAAGGUCAUUUGUCAGCCAGACUCUUGACAGUUCUCUCCUCUAAUGAAUGUACAACAUCUUCCACUGACCAAGACUUUAGGGGAGGGUGGAAAUAGGCCAACUUUAAACACUUGAGAUUCAAGAGAUGUUCUGUCUGAGCUACACAAAGCUCUUUAUACGCCUGUCUGUGUAGCUCUGACGGCCUCAACUGACCAGCCUCAUAAAAAUGAGGACUUGUUUCACCCUGCCAGCACACAAGCUUACUGUUUACUGUUUGAUCAGUUUUUCUUGCGGGUGGCGCUUCACAUCGACGCCCACUAGCUGCCAAGCUGCGUCGCCAGUUAUCAGUCGAGCUGAUACCAAGGGAUUUCGUGUAGUGUCUUUUAAUUGCGAGCCAUUUGUCUACUCACAUUGUUGCAGUGUGUGCAUUGUUCACCUGUUGUAGAGACAGAUUAUACUGCAGAUACAAAGAGCUGCUUCAUGUACUUUGUAGUUAAUGGCAAAUAAUAAAAGGAGCUGAAGUGUGCCUACAGUGCCAGAUCAUAAAUUUGAUCAGCAAACCCACCUGAGACGUUGCAUUUUUGCUGUCCCUUUUCUUUGAUGUCUACAUUUUUUCCCUACUGCUGUCCCCACCGGUGGCCUUUGGCUUUUACAGCGUGUUGUGCUGCCUGCCUCUCCCUCUUCUAUCAGCCUCACGUUGCCCUUUAUGGUUGUUCCUCCUGUAUAUGAUGAAUGUCACUGCCUUUGCCCUAUUCAGUUAGCUUAACAGGGACAAGGGGGCAGAAUGUGGAUGAAUAUAACCGUCUGAUGUCCUCUACAUUAAAAUGCUGCUGUAGUUGCUGCAGUACAGCGUGUUGAAUGUAGUAGGGGUGGGCUGUGCUUAUAGAAGAUUUUUGGGGGGAGGAACUGCUAUGGAUGUUAAAUGCUAAGCAAAGCUAGCUACCAGCAACCUGUUAGCUUAGCGUAAACUUUGGAAACAGCCUAUCUUUAAAGGUCACCAUUUAACACGUAACAUCAAAAGUAAGAUUUAAAAGGACACGUCUGUUGAUACAAGCAAGAAAGGAAUGAAAUGCCUUUCUUCAAACUGUAAUACUAUUCCUUUUGUGUAUUAAAUAAAAUUCUUACGGUUUAGUUGUAUAAUGAUGCUGAAAAUUCUGGACACCACCUGGAGUCAAAGUAGCUGUUAAAUAAUUUAUUUAUUCCAACACUAGAAAAGACCUAAAGUAGUCAUAGAAAACCCUCCACCCCCCCACCAAUGUCACUUCAUGGUUUUGACCACUGUAAAAUUUUAUGAAUCAAGAGGUAAUAAGUGAGGUUCUUGGGUUGUUCAAUGAUGUUCUAUGCUUAAAAAACAUUUUAUGGGAUAUUUAUCAUGUCUGUCUUUCACGCAAAAAUAAUAUUUACUCAUCACUCCUUUCUAAACCUAAUCUAUCAAUGAUGCUGAAGAUUAAAAAAAUGUGACUGCCUCUGUGCAACAAAUCCACAAUUUUCUGAUUGAAUUAUCAACAAUUAAAGACUUUUAUA